AUGUUCCUCGUGGACGUAUCGUCGUCCAUGGACAAGAUUCGCCGCGUGGAGGUCCCCGGUCCACAGGGACCUGUGAUCAUCGAGAUGACCAACCUCAUGUGGUCUCUGCAGUAUGUCAUGCUCAAGAUACAGGAAAUGGUAGGUCGGACUGUCCACCUCCCAACAAAGCCUGCCGCCACCAUUUUCAAUGGAAGGAAGACUGACCAGUGUGGAGUGAUUCUAUUCGGCACUGAAGGGACGAACAAUAUCAUCAACGCGGAGCACGGCGGCUAUGAGCACGUCACUGAACUCAUCCCCGUUCAGCAGCCGAACCACAGCACGCUUUCAAAGCUCGCCGCUCUCGAAGCCUCGAGCGUGGUCGGGGAUCCCAUUGAUGCCCUCAUCGUCGGAAUAGAGGUGCAAGACAGGGUCCUCGAGAAGAAGCGAACAUGGACACGUAAAAUCGUGCUGUUGACAGACGGCGAAAGUCCGAUGGAAGUCGAGGACUGGCAAGCAACUGUCGAGAAGAUGAAUGGGCUCAGCACCGGUCUCACCGUGGUCGGUAUCGAUUUUGAUGACGAUGAUCUGCCUUUCCAUGAGGAGGACAAGAGCAACAUCAAGAAAGAGAACGAGUCUUUCUACAAGGAGUUCACGGAGGCUCUCCAACAAGGUGUUGUCGGCAACUGCGACUACGCCCUCAGUGAGAUCUCCCGGCCCGACGUCAAGCAGGUCAAGUCGGCCAUGCUGAGUACCGUCCUGAGGAUAGGGGACACAGAAGCGCGCGACGAAGAGGCGAUCGAGAUUCAAAUCAAGACAUCGAAGGCGACCGCGCUCGCCCGCCCCAAAAGUUGGAAGCGCUUCGCACGCCGGAAACCGAUGAAGGAGGAAGACGAGGACGCAAUGGACGAGGACGAGCCGAUGUCGACGUUCGCGCAGCUGCGCAUGCGUACCGACUACAUUCUCGACAGGGACAAGGGGGAGAAGCCCGAAGCGGUGAAGUCCGAAGAGAACGAGGACGAAAUGGACCUGGCCGUGAUCCCAAAGGAAGAACUCGUGCGCGGGUACAAGUACGGCGCGUCGUUUGCCCCAGCACCUGAUGGCGGUUUCCCCCGCCUCGAGACGCGGAAAGGGAUCGACAUCUGUGGGUUCUUCCAGCAGAAGAACUUCCGGAGGGAGAUGGCUAUGGGCGAGGUGUCCUACAUUUGGGGCGACCCAACGAUGCCGAUGCAGCAGGUCGCGCUCUCAGGUCUGGUUCAGGGAAUGUAUCAGAAGGGUGCGAUGGCGAUUGCGCGGUGGGUGAGCAGGGACAACAUGGACCCCAAGAUGGGUGUCUUGUAUCCGUGCCCUUUUCAAGAUGCAGAUGCGCUGAUGUGGGUGCAAGUGGCUAAGAAUGUGCUCCAGAUGCCGUUCGCGGACGACGUCCGCAACUACUCUUUCGCCUCGCUAGAGACCCUCGUCAACAAGAAAGGCGAGGUGGUCAAGGAGCACCCCUACCUUCCCACUGAGGAGCAGAUGGACGCCAUGGAAGCCUUUGUUGAUGCUAUGGACCUCAGCGACGCCGGGGAGAAGAACGAGGAAGGUGAGCGUGAGCCCUGGUUUGACACCCGCCUGUCCUACAACCCCGCAAUCCACCGCACGAAGCAGGCGCUAUUCCAUGGAGCGGUUGUGCCAGACCUCAAUACACACCCACUCCCUCCGCCUCACCCCGAACUCCUCAAAUACUUUGAGCCUCCGCGGCGGGUGCUCAAGCGUGCGCGCCGGGCGAUCGAGGACGUCAAGAAGGCGUUCAACGUGCGUGAAGUGCCCAAGAAAGCUCGCGUCCGCAAGGACGAGCACAAGCGCGUUGAAGACGAAGACGACGAGAUGCUGCUCCUCGACGCCAAACCCGGUCCCUCCGCCACACAGCGCCGCCCGCAAACCGUCAGCCCCCAGUCGAAGGCGAAGGAGAAAACCAAGGCGAAGGCGAAACCGGUCUCAGCGGACAGCGGGAGUGAGACGGAAGAAGAGCCCGAGGACGAGGAACUCCUCCUAGGCGCCGCGCCCACGCGCCCCCGGGAGGGGGAGGAGGGCUCCGUGUACAUCGACCCGAAGCGCGCGCCCGGGCGGAUCGUUGGCGAGUCGUACCCGCUCCGGGACUUCAAGAAGAACGUCGCGCGCGGGGACGUCGUGUCGAAGGCGGUCGAGGACCUCGGCGUGGUGAUCAAGACCGUCGUCACAAAGCCCUUUGUGUCGCGGCGGACAGCGGAGAUGCUGGAGUGCAUGGACGAGCUGCGCAAGGUGGCUCUUGAGGAGGACGAGAUCGAUGCGUGGAACGAGUUCAUCCAGGACCUCCGGGAUAUAUGUAUGUCUGGGAAGCGAGGUGCUAAGGACUUCUGGGACGCUGUGCGUGGUGUUGGUCGUCCGCUCAGCUUCAUUACGAGCUCCGAGGCGUCGAAAGCAGGCGGAAAGUCGCAGAUUGCAGAGAGCGAGGCCGCGAUGGUACGUCUCGGCUUCCUUUCACCGAUUGUACACCCCUCUAACCUGCACUCGACACAGUUUAUACAGCAAUAG
Messenger RNA from Epithele typhae, 2529 nucleotides. Its product is annotated as SPOC domain-like protein. The record is from RefSeq and is a predicted model, not a curated record. NCBI's taxonomy places the organism in Eukaryota, Fungi, Basidiomycota, Agaricomycetes, Polyporales, Epitheliaceae. Gene Ontology annotation, cellular component: nucleus; Ku70:Ku80 complex. Gene Ontology annotation, molecular function: telomeric repeat DNA binding; damaged DNA binding; double-stranded DNA binding. Gene Ontology annotation, biological process: DNA recombination; cellular response to X-ray; double-strand break repair via nonhomologous end joining. The transcript is spliced from 13 exons. The coding region runs from base 1 to 2529 and encodes 842 amino acids.